AUCUUACCCCACCAGUCCAUGUGCAGCAACACCAUUGCGGUGAGUUGUUGUGGCGAACCUGUCUGUGCUGUUUCUUAAAAGACAACCCAAACUUACCACUAACCCAGCGCGCUAAGAGAAACCAGUGACCCCUUGGAAAUACAAAAAGAAAAAAGAUGAUUGAAGGUGAUCGAGAACUUUCAGCCAUAAUUCGGGAGCUCUGGGACAAUGACAUCAAUCGUCUGAGACCUGGCAUAGAUUAUCGCAUAUCUCUACAGGGCAAAGCAGGUAAUCUGACAGGUUUCACAGAUGGCAAUGAUGGAGCGGGGUUGCCUUUGUUCACAUUUGUUGAUGAAAACAUCUUCAAAAAGGAGACUUUUUUGGCCUUCAUCUCAUUGCUGGACAACUAUGAAAGUGAUACUGGUGAACCAGAGAUAGUCACACCAGAGGAAGAGCUGGAGAAUCACAAGUUCCUGGAUUCAAUUAUAAAGACUCCCACAAUGAAGAUUGCCCACAAAUAUCUAGUGGGGAAGCAUCUGUCUCCAGAGGAAACCACAGACUUCAAGCAGCAGCUGUACAGCAUCUGGUUUGAGCUGUACGCUAGGAGAGGAUCCAGUAAACCGGACUCAUCUGGUUUUGAGCAUGUGUUUGUAGGAGAGACCAGAGGAGGUCAUACUGUCAUUGGUUUUCAUAACUGGAUUCAAUUGUACUUACAAGAGAAACUUGGACACAUUGACUACAAAGGAUAUAGUGUGAAUGCCAACUCACCUCAGCCGGAUGAGAAUAAGCACAUGUUGGCCCUCCAGUUCAGCUGGAAGAAUGGUAUCAAACCCAAAGGAAGCAUCUUCAUUGGUGUGAGCCCUGAGUUUGAGUUUGCCCUGUACACUCUGUGUUUCCUCACGUCCCCAAACGAGCGCGUGAAAGUCUCCUUUAACGUCUAUGAGGUGGAGAUAGUCUGUCACCACUACAACCAGAAGCACAUAGGCACCACCUAUCCUGUGCUUGUGAAAUACCUUAAUGUAUAACUACAGAAAGGGUCUUUACGGUAAAUUAAUUGAUCAUAGCCAUGGGUUAUAAGUAUUGUUUAUAUGUUUUAAUCUCAAAAACAAUAAACAAUUUAAG
Molecule: messenger RNA, 1101 nt
Organism: Myxocyprinus asiaticus (Chinese sucker)
Lineage: Eukaryota; Metazoa; Chordata; Actinopteri; Cypriniformes; Catostomidae
Product: uridylate-specific endoribonuclease B-like
Exons: 7
Coding region: 156-1004 (282 amino acids)
Molecular function (GO): RNA endonuclease activity
Source: RefSeq, a predicted model, not a curated record